Molecule: messenger RNA, 4063 nt
Organism: Mercenaria mercenaria
Lineage: Eukaryota; Metazoa; Mollusca; Bivalvia; Venerida; Veneridae
Product: N-acetylgalactosaminyltransferase 7-like
Exons: 12
Coding region: 297-2165 (622 amino acids)
Cellular component (GO): Golgi apparatus
Source: RefSeq, a predicted model, not a curated record
CGACCUCGAUUUGGACCGUACACAGAGGAUUCCCAUAAAAACUGACAUGCAGAGUACCUUUGCAUUUUAUCUUCAUCAUAUUUUAUUAAAGUAAUUUAACUCAAAACUGCAACACAUAAUCUUAUAAUAUCUGAGCAUUUGUGAAUUAUUUGCAUUGAAAUCUGAGAUUAAUUAGAUAAGUUCACAGCCACGUUGACAGGUCGGCAAGUUGCCUGUCACUCAAAUCGGAGACGGGAGACAACUUGAGUGUGUCAGGUGUAUUUGAUAAGAAAUUAAGAAAGUUUUAACUGAACAACAUGAGAGUUAGAUUCCGAAGGAGCUUGUUAAUUAAACUGGGCGUUCUGACACUGGUGUUACUGUUCACUAUCCCGUACUUUGUGAGCAAGUUAGACAAUUCAAGCAGACAGGAGAGCCUGAAGUACAGAUCUUGGAAUAAGUUGGCAAAUGAUGUUAAGGAAAUGUUACCAUUCAAUGAUCCAAAGAAGAAUGUGAUUGCAAAUCCAUUAGAAUUACCAGGAUCUGCUAAUGAUUCAUCAGUGCACAAAGUUUAUGGUCCAAAGAGUGUCCUGAGGAAAGGUGUACUAGGAAACUAUGAGCCAGACUAUAAGAUCAGUCAUGGGCCUGGUGAGGGUGGUCAACCAGUGUUUACAACAAUGGAGGAGAAAUCGGCUGCUGACAGAUCUACUCACGAGUUUGGGUUUAAUAUGGUCAACAGUGACAAGAUAUCACUGGAUAGAACUAUACCAGAUACUAGGAUGGAUGAAUGUAAAUACUGGCAGUAUCCAGAGAAAAGCAAGUUACCAACAGCUAGUGUUAUACUGGUGUUCCAUAAUGAAGGUUGGUCCACUCUGAUACGUACUGUACAUAGUGUGGUCAACAUGUCCCCACCGGAACUCCUCAAAGAAGUUGUCAUGGUGGAUGAUUUCAGUGAUAAAGAACACUUGAAGGGCAAGUUAGAUGACUAUGUGAAAGAGUACAACAAAAAGCACAAUAAUGUUGUGAAAGUGUACAGAAAUAGUGAACGUUUAGGUCUGAUACGAACUAGAACUCGAGGGGCAGAGCUGUCGACAGGAGAUGUGAUAGUGUUCCUGGAUGCUCACUGUGAGUGUAACAGGAACUGGUUGGUCCCUUUACUGAGCAGGAUUGCAUAUGACAGAACAAUUAUGACCGUCCCAAUAGUAGAUGGUGUAAACUGGGAUAAUUUUGCAUAUGCCUCGGUAUACGGUCCAGCCACAGCACAUCACAGAGGCAUCUUUGAGUGGGGAUUUCUGUAUAAGGAAAGCCAGGUCCCUCAAAAAGAGUUACAAAGAAGGGACCAUAAUAGUGAACCUUACAGAGCACCUACACAUGCUGGUGGAUUAUUUGCAAUUGACCGUAAAUACUUUUUUGAGAUGGGUGCCUAUGAUGAAGGCCUUCAGAUCUGGGGUGGUGAAAACUUUGAACUUUCAUUUAAGAUCUGGCAAUGUGGUGGCAGUAUUGAAUGGGUGCCGUGUUCCAGAGUGGGCCAUGUUUAUAGAAACCAUAUGCCGUAUGGUUUUGGUAAAAUUGAUGUUAAAAUCCCUGUUAUAUUGUUGAAUUAUAUGAGAGUGGUUGAAGUGUGGCUGGAUGAUGAAUUUAAGGAAUAUUUUUAUACAAGAGAACCAAGUGUUAGAGGGUACCCUAUAGGAGAUAUAGCAAAACAGUUACAGUUUAAAAAAGACCAUAAAUGCAAAAGUUUUAAAUGGUUUAUGGACAAUGUAGCAUAUGAAGUAUAUGAUAAAUUUCCAGUUUUACCACCAAAUAAAGCUUGGGGAGAGUUUAAACAGAAGAAGGGUAUGUUAUGCUGGGACACGCUGGGCCAGUCAGUGGGUGGAGGACCUAUAGGAGUCAGUCAUUGCCAUCACUUUGGUGGUAACCAGAUGUUCAGACUGAAUGUUAAAGGUCAAUUGGGUGUUGGAGAAAGAUGUAUUGAGGCCCCAUCAGGAGAUACACUACACAUGAGUUUCUGUGAUACACAACCAGAGGGUCCCUGGCAAUGGGAUGAGAGAACUGGCCUUAUCGAGAACACAAACUACAACAGAUGUGUAGAGGCCGGUCAAGAAAACAAACUGCAUUUAGUCCGUUGUGAACCAGAUAAGACUUCACAGAUGUGGACAGUAAAUGAAAUAAAGACCUGGCAGAGAUGAUGAUAUGUUACAAUUCUAUCUUGACAGCAGCUGCAGUGGUUAGCUUGUUCAUCUCGAGAAGGAACUUUGUCAUCCUUACAUUCUGUGUUACAUUUGAUAGUGCACCAAGUGUUUUCAUUGUGUUAGUAUUCAAGUCAUUGAAAUGGUUUUACACACUGCUAUGAAACAUAUAUUAUUCAUAUGUUAUGUAGUCUUACACUGGUGUUUUUACAGUGUCAGACUCAAAUAUUAAUGGCUGUUGCUGAUAAAGUUACUUACGUUAAUUGAGCCGCACCAUGAUAAAAACCAGCAUAGUGCAUUUGCUACCAGCAUAAGAUCCAGAUCAGCCUGCGCAUCAGUCUGGUCAGGAUUCAUACUGUUCGCUAACAGUUUCUCUAAUUGCAAGAGGCUUUGAAAGCAAACAGCAUAGAUCCUGACCAGACUGCGUGGAUUCGCAGGCUGGUCUGGAUCCAUGCUGGUCGCAAACGCACUAUGUUGGUUUUCUCUUGGUGCGGCUCAAUUUAUUCAUUUUGCUGUUUGAUUUCACACUUUUCGGCAUUUUUCUGAAGUGUAACAAUAUAUCACUUUCUAAUAAACUCUCUUGCUUAUGAACUUCAACAAUAUUAUUUGACCUUUUCUGUUUGAAGUUUUUCUAGAAUUAUGUCUUGUGGGAAUGUAGUAUUGAUGUAGGCUUUAAAUAUUUUAAAUGAUAGAAAGAAAGUUAAAAAUUUCAUAGAACUAAUUUACUUUUAUGACCAACCAUAUUGACAUCAUGGCAUUAUUCCGGGAGUUUAAUGGUUAAAUUUUGUUAAAUCUGCUGAAAAGACAUGAAAGGAAAAAGUAAAGAUUUUUGUUAUUUUUCAUGCAAAGUCAGAAAUGUAUAUUUCACACAUAAUACAAGGCUUUAUAUCAUCUUACAUUUCGCUAUUCCAUACAAAUACUGCAUCUGGUGUCCACUUGAUGACAGAUAUAUCAUCUUACACCCACAGAAAACAAAUACCCGUCUAUUGCUAGAACAUCUGUUACAGAACAUAUGAUACAUGAUACACUGUCCUGUUCAAGAUUGUAAAUUGCAUUUAUUAACUAAAGGUGUAGAUUUACUAAUUAUUCAAACAAAAUAUGUCAGCAACAGAUGUUACACAGUAGUUAAUGUCCUGACUUUUACCAUGUCACUCAAAUAGAUAUUCAACAUUUCCAGUCUGUGUUUUUUUAUCAGUUUUGUUUUUGAUAUGUAAAAAGUAAUAUUUGAGUUUUUAAUUAGAUUUUUUACUGUUUUAAUGAAACUGCAUUUUACCCUUUACAUUCUCUGUUAAAAUUGUUAACAGUUUAAGACAUUUACGUUGUAUAAAAAUACAGUAGAGAAAUGACACACAUACAAAUAUUGUUAACCUGUUAGAGGAGCAUACUCCUGUUUAUAUUUUGAGUCUCAAACAUACGUUUUUCAUUUUAUCUAGAUAAUUGAGGGCUCGUUGCAAAACUAGCUUAUGUGUAUAUAACUAAAGGAGCCCAUAGACGAGUUCCAUAUUGAGCCCUAAAUAUGAUAAUACAUGAAAACUGUUUAAUUCAACCAUUAUGUGCAUUGAAGGCAGAUUAACUUUUUAGUGAUCAUUUGCGUAGUUUGAUUUAUAAAGUAAGUAGAUAUAUUCUGUAAUAAAACACAAAGGGUAACCCAGAUACAUGUUAACAGUCUUGUUCAUACAGUGUUCUGCUCUGAGUUGUAAAUCACAAAAGUCUGAUUUAGAUACAUUUUUUUAUUAUAAUCCUUAAAAUAAGUAUAACAAAAGAAUUUUUUAUGUAAAUGUGAAAUGUUGUGGAGUACUCAUUUGUUACCUGGUGAAGAGAGAAUGGUAUAACCACUGUAGUUGUUGCACCUGUCCUGUCUGCGACAUGUUUCACCUGUCUGUGACAUGGUGCAGUAA